Struthio camelus australis is the source of this 1515-nucleotide messenger RNA. Lineage: Eukaryota; Metazoa; Chordata; Aves; Struthioniformes; Struthionidae. The record is from RefSeq and is a predicted model, not a curated record.
CGAAGGAGCUGUGCGUUUCCUCUUCCAGAGUCAGCGAUGGGGAAACAAAACAGUAAGCUGGCGCCGGAGAUGCUGGACGACCUGGUGAGGAGCACAGAGUUCAGCGAGCAGGAGCUGAAGCAGUGGUACAAAGGCUUCCUGAAGGACUGUCCCACUGGCAUCCUCAACCUGGAGGAGUUCCAGCAGCUCUACAUCAAGUUUUUCCCCUACGGAGACGCUUCUAAGUUCGCCCAGCAUGCUUUCCGCACCUUCGACAAGAACGGUGACGGGACCAUUGACUUCCGGGAGUUCAUCUGUGCCCUGUCUGUCACCUCCAGGGGGACCUUUGAGCAGAAACUCAACUGGGCCUUCGAAAUGUACGACCUGGAUGGAGAUGGGAAGAUCACGCGGUUGGAGAUGCUGGAGAUCAUUGAGGCCAUCUACAAGAUGGUGGGGACUGUGAUCAUGAUGAGGAUGAACCAAGAUGGGCUGACUCCCCAGCAGCGUGUUGACAAGAUCUUCACGAAGAUGGACAAGGACAAAGAUGACCAAAUCUCCCUGGAAGAGUUCAAGGAGGCAGCGAAGAGCGAUCCCUCCAUCGUCCUCCUCCUGCAGUGUGACAUGCAGAAAUAGAGCCCAGGAUGGCUUACCGCUGGACUGGUUGAAGCCAACCUCUGCCCCCCAUGAUGGUUUCCACCCCCGUUGCCUAAUCCCCCAUCCCUGCCACACGCACGCUGCUUCCCAGAGCUGUACUCGGUGCCUGGGGGCACAGAUCUGCUGGGGAAAGUGUUUUCCCCGCUCCGCUGAGUCCCCCUGCGUUUCUUAGCCCCAGAUGUGAGCCAUGCUCCCAUCCGCCCUGCUAGCCCUCCGCCUCGUUCCUUGCUGCAUCCUGGGCACGGUCUGGCUGGUCCGGGGACGGCAGUUCUCCCUCAGCUGGUACCACCUACUCCAGAUGCUGCUGGCUUCAGCUUGCCGCACAAAUCAGCCCUCUCCGGCCUGGCGCUGGCCUCUCCGCAGCAGUGCUCCCCGACAGCUGCCGGGAGCGUCCCAGCUCCCCCAAGGUGACACGCUUAAGGCAAACUGCUCCAGCAUCCCAGCUGCUCGCUCCGUGCUCCCUCUGCUCUCCCCCACGGCUCCGCUUGGCCCAUUGCCUCAUCCUAAGCUUAAACCAGCUUUUUUUUUGCUUUCCACUCACCCUGAUGGCUUGUGAUACCUCCAGGAAGGCUGAAAGGCCCCAAGUCCUGGCCCCAGCGUUUCCUUUGCUGGUGAUUCCCCGUGAGGCCGCACGGAGCAGCCAGAGCUGGCACUGGGAGCCCUGGCGGGGUGCUGCACCCUCGCCGCGGCUCACUGCCCGGCUUUUGCCUUCCAGCCUUGGCCCUUGCUGCCGGGAGCGGCUCUGAGGGGCUGUGCAUUAGUGCCAGCCUCUGUUUUAAGCUGCCCUGGCAGCAUUUUGGAUGCCUGCAGAGUCUGCCCUUCCUGAUGACUGAGGAAGGGGAGAAGCCUAGGGCCCCGCACCCAGGAAAGGGGCGGCCUUGA